This is a messenger RNA of Hippopotamus amphibius kiboko, 1445 nucleotides long. Its product is annotated as glycine receptor subunit alpha-3. The transcript is spliced from 10 exons. Gene Ontology annotation, biological process: regulation of membrane potential; chemical synaptic transmission; chloride transmembrane transport. Gene Ontology annotation, cellular component: plasma membrane; postsynaptic membrane; synapse. Lineage: Eukaryota; Metazoa; Chordata; Mammalia; Artiodactyla; Hippopotamidae. Bases 51 to 1445 code for a protein of 464 amino acids. The record is from RefSeq and is a predicted model, not a curated record. Gene Ontology annotation, molecular function: transmembrane signaling receptor activity; extracellularly glycine-gated chloride channel activity; transmitter-gated monoatomic ion channel activity.
AUGCCUUGGAUAAGACUCAUUGCAGAGUCGUGAAUCUAUCCCUCCGUAUCAUGGCCUACGUGAGACACUUUCGGACAUUAGUUUCGGGAUUUUACUUCUGGGAAGCAGCACUGCUACUCAGUUUGGUUGCAACAAAGGAAACAGAUAGUGCAAGAUCUCGAAGUACCUCAAUGUCGCCUUCUGACUUUCUGGAUAAAUUAAUGGGGAGGACGUCAGGGUAUGAUGCAAGAAUCAGACCCAAUUUUAAAGGCCCUCCAGUUAAUGUCACGUGCAACAUAUUUAUAAACAGCUUUGGUUCUAUUGCCGAGACAACCAUGGAUUACAGAGUGAAUAUCUUUCUUCGUCAGAAAUGGAACGAUCCUCGUCUUGCCUAUAGUGAAUAUCCUGAUGACUCCUUAGACCUAGACCCUUCCAUGUUGGACUCCAUUUGGAAACCUGAUUUGUUCUUUGCCAAUGAAAAGGGAGCCAACUUUCAUGAAGUGACUACAGACAACAAAUUGUUAAGAAUUUUCAAGAAUGGGAAUGUUCUUUAUUCAAUAAGAUUGACAUUAACACUCUCCUGUCCAAUGGAUCUCAAGAAUUUUCCAAUGGAUGUACAAACAUGUAUAAUGCAACUGGAAAGUUUUGGGUACACGAUGAACGAUCUCAUUUUUGAAUGGCAAGAUGAGGCGCCUGUACAAGUGGCAGAAGGACUCACUUUGCCCCAGUUUCUGUUGAAAGAAGAGAAAGAUUUACGAUACUGCACUAAACAUUACAACACAGGAAAGUUUACGUGUAUAGAAGUGCGAUUCCAUCUUGAACGACAAAUGGGCUACUACCUGAUCCAGAUGUACAUUCCCAGUCUCCUGAUCGUUAUUCUCUCCUGGGUUUCAUUCUGGAUCAAUAUGGAUGCUGCUCCAGCCAGGGUAGCCUUGGGAAUAACCACCGUGCUGACUAUGACCACACAGAGUUCAGGAUCACGAGCUUCCUUACCAAAGGUUUCGUAUGUCAAAGCUAUUGACAUUUGGAUGGCAGUGUGCCUCCUGUUUGUGUUUUCAGCACUUCUGGAAUAUGCAGCUGUAAAUUUUGUAUCAAGACAACACAAAGAACUUCUGAGAUUUCGUCGAAAGAGAAAGAAUAAGACAGAAGCUUUUGCAUUGGAGAAGUUUUACCGUUUCUCAGACACGGAUGAUGAGGUAAGAGAAAGCCGAUUCAGCUUCACAGCCUAUGGAAUGGGACCCUGUCUGCAAACAAAAGAUGGUGUGACCCCAAAGGGCCCAAACCAUCCUGUCCAGGUAAUGCCGAAGAGCCCAGAUGAAAUGAGGAAGGUCUUUAUCGACCGGGCCAAGAAGAUUGACACCAUCUCCCGAGCCUGCUUCCCAUUAGCCUUUUUGAUUUUUAAUAUUUUCUACUGGGUUAUCUAUAAAAUUCUUAGGCAUGAGGAUAUUCAUCAGCAACAAGAUUAA